AAGAAGAAGAAGAAGAUUUAAACAAGUUUGAAUAUUUAUAUAAAGCACAGAACCUGGAAGAAACCAGAGAAACCAGAGGAAACUGGAUAAUUCAAAAUAAACCAGAGGAAACCGUAGAACCUGGUGCAAACCAGACAACCUGGAGGAAACUGGAGAACCCAGAAUAACCCAGAGAACCUGGAGGAAACCAGAGAACUUGAAGGAAACUGGAGAACCCAGAGGAAACCAGAGAACCUGGAGGAACCUAGAGGAAACCGUAGAACCUGGUGCAAACCAGACAACCUGGAGGAAACUGGAGAACCCAGAAUAAUCCAGAGAACCUGGAGGAAACCGGAGAACCCAGAGGAAACCAGAGAACCUGGAGGAUCCUAGAGGAAACCGUAGAACCUGGUGCAAACCAGACAACCUGGAGGAAACUGGAGAACCCAGAAUAACCCAGAGAACCUGGAGGAAACCAGAGAAACCAGAGGAAACUGGAUAAUCCAAAAUAAACCAGAGGAAACUGGAGAACCCAGAGGAAACCGUAGAACCUGGUGCAAACCAGACAACCUGGAGGAAACUGGAGAACCCAGAAUAACCCAGAGAACCUGGAGGAAACCAGAGAACCCGGAGGAAACCAGAGAACCCAGAGGAAACCGGAGAACUUGGAGAAAACCAGAGAACCCAGAGGAAACUUGAGAAACCUGUAAUGAAAACAGGAAGUUGCAUGAAGAGGUUGCAUGAAGAGGUUUGUGAGGUUUGCAAAGUUGUAAGAAUCUGAAAGGAAGAGGAAGUUACAGUUUCAGUGGUUCAGGCUGUACAUAUCUAAAUCAAAUCACACUCACGCUGCCAUGGAGGAGCUCGAUAUGCUGUUGGAGGAGUUGGCUUCAAACGCCACGAAAAGCGACUCGGAUAAAAAGCUCACCCUGAACAUUUCUUCCGCGCAGCAGGACGUCAUUCUCAUCUCAAACACUGUUGUUCAGACCUCAGGGAUCGGCGUGACGUCGGGACAAAGCGCUGGCAAAAACGUGUACAGUCAGUUGCCUUCUCCGGUCUCGGCCGAGGUGAUGAGUCCAGGAACGGCCACUCGAGAGCUGGACUCCAUCAUGAAUGAGCUGCUGGGGCUGAACCUGGAGGUUUCGGAUAAGCCAGCACUCAGUGAGAAGUCUGAAAAAGACACAAAGCCAGAAGAAAGGAAAGAAGCCACAGGAAACAGUGUGCAGAAUGAUCCAGCAACGGAGAACAUGUCCAAGAACCUGUCCGAGAACAUCGACACCAUUGACAACCUGCUGGGAACGCUGAACUCAGAUAUGGAGAAGAUGGGAGUGCGCACUACGGCCAAGGGACACUGCGCUUCCUGUGGGAAGUGCAUCGCUGGGAAGAUGAUCACGGCUCUGGGGCAGGUGUGGCACCCCGAGCACUUUGUGUGUGUGGUGUGUAAAGAGGAACUCGGCAGUAAAGGGUUCUUCGAGCGGGACGGGAAUCCGUACUGCGAUGCCGACUACCAGAACCUGUACGCACCACGCUGUGCGUACUGCCAGGGCCCGAUUCUACAGAACAUCCUGACGGCGAUGGACCGCACGUGGCACCCAGAACAUUUCUUCUGCAAUCACUGUGGGGAACGAUUCGGACCUGAGGGUUUUAUGGAGCGUGAGGGGAAGCCAUACUGCCCUAAAGAUUUUUACUUCCUGUUUGCUCCGAAGUGUUCGGGAUGCGGCGAGCCGGUCAGGGAGAACUACCUCUCAGCGGCGAACGGCACCUGGCACCCUGACUGCUUCGUCUGUGCUGACUGUCUGAAGCCGUUCACGGACGGCUGUUUCCUGGAGAUGGACGGUCGUCCCCUGUGUUCUCAGCACUACCACUCCAGGAUGGGGACGCUCUGCGCCACGUGUAACGCCCCCAUCACAGGCCGCUGCAUCUCCGCUCUGGGACGCCGUUUUCACCCCGAGCACUUCGUGUGCGCUUUCUGUCUGCGUCAGCUCUCUCAGGGAGUGUUUAAGGAGCAGGCUGGGAAACCUUACUGCAACGCCUGCCACACCAAACUCUUCCUGUAGAACCAGUUAUCCCUGAUCAGCCACGGUCCCGGACAAUUAGAGGAAAAGAAGAAGAAGAAGAAAAAAAAAAUAGAGCACGAUACCGCAGGCUUAUUAAACCGAACAUAUUAUAAUCCACGUAGCCUUAAAAGCCUUUGUUCAUUUCUUAUGAUAAAUAAAUAAUAAAUCAUGAUCGG
Molecule: messenger RNA, 2209 nt
Organism: Ictalurus furcatus (blue catfish)
Lineage: Eukaryota; Metazoa; Chordata; Actinopteri; Siluriformes; Ictaluridae
Gene: lpxn
Product: leupaxin
Exons: 10
Coding region: 831-2033 (400 amino acids)
Biological process (GO): actin cytoskeleton organization; muscle structure development
Cellular component (GO): adherens junction; Z disc; filamentous actin
Molecular function (GO): muscle alpha-actinin binding; actin binding
Source: RefSeq, a predicted model, not a curated record